Molecule: messenger RNA, 1214 nt
Organism: Formica exsecta
Lineage: Eukaryota; Metazoa; Arthropoda; Insecta; Hymenoptera; Formicidae
Product: odorant receptor 13a-like
Exons: 9
Coding region: 24-1214 (396 amino acids)
Biological process (GO): sensory perception of smell; detection of chemical stimulus involved in sensory perception of smell
Cellular component (GO): plasma membrane
Molecular function (GO): olfactory receptor activity; odorant binding
Source: RefSeq, a predicted model, not a curated record
AUACUUGCUACGGAAUAGUCAAGAUGGAUAGUGUUCAAGGCCAAUAUAUGCGUAUCAAUCAUAUGUUAAUGUGUCUCAUCGGUCAGUGGCCAUAUCAGGAGACUUGGGAAAAAUUUUUGAUCCAGACCGUCUUCGUGCCUGCGGUUUUCUCUCAGGCAGUUAUUCAGGGCGGCGGCAUGAUCACCGCAUGGUUCGCAAAUGAUAUCGACGCGUUUAUGGAAAGUUCGUCGCCUUUUGUAAUUAGUUUAAUGUGCAUUUGUAAACACAUUAAUUAUACAUACAAUCAUGGGCAGAUGAAGAAACUCACAAUUGUAAUGGCGGAAGAUUGGAAUAUUUUUUCAAAGUACAGCUACGAGUACGAUAUCCUGUGUAAAAGUUACGCGAUGGGCAGAAAAGUCACGAUUGCUUACGCAGUCUCCCUGUAUGGCUCAAUGACUCCCUUUCUGGUUGUACCGGUGUUAAUAAACACAGCCAGUUAUAUGGGUCUGUAUAACAUUUCCGACGGUAGACCCUUGAUGUUCCGCACGGAAUACUUUAUAGAUUCGCAGAAGUAUUACUAUUCGUUGCUGGUGCACUCGUACAUCGGCACCCUCGGAUUCGUCACGAUCGUCGUAGCGAUCGACUCGAUGUUGGUGUUUCACAUACAACACGAGUGCGGGCUGUGCGAGAUCUUAGGAUACCGACUAGCACGGAUUAUUGAUACAGCCACUUUAGAUAUAAAUUUGUCUCCGGAAAAUAGAGAAGAGGCUGCAUCGUACAGAAAUGCGAAGAAUUGUGUAAUCAUGCACAACCACAUAAUAGAGUACGCUAAACAUCUCGAAAAUGCGAAUACGACAUCGUAUUUUUUUCAACUAGGUUUCAAUAUGAUGGGCAUGACUUUCACAAUAUUCCAGGCAGUGGUAAAGCUAACCGAUCCAAAGGAGGCUCUGCGAUUCGCGUCGUUCACGGUGUGCUUGUUUUCCGUUCUUUUUCUCGAAAGCUGGCCGGGUCAGCAACUAUCGGACUACACCGAUAAAAUUUUUGCAUACACGACCGACGGAAAAUGGUAUCAAUCUUCGCUGAGAGUGAAGAAGGUGAUCGCCAUUAUGCUAAUGAGGAGUUAUGUGCCGAUUAAGAUAACUGCGGGCAAGCUGUAUACUCUAAACUUGAAGAACUUUGCUGCAGUCGUGCGCACGUCGUUCUCUUACUUCACCGUUCUCUGUUCUAUGCAGUGA